Messenger RNA from Petromyzon marinus (sea lamprey), 1732 nucleotides. NCBI's taxonomy places the organism in Eukaryota, Metazoa, Chordata, Hyperoartia, Petromyzontiformes, Petromyzontidae. The record is from RefSeq and is a predicted model, not a curated record.
AAGAUGGAUGGGGGACACGUGUUUAAUAGCUGUGCGUGUGAUUGGGAAAUAACCCAGGUGAAAUAAGCAGUGGGUGCGUCUGUGAAUGAUUGGGACGGGGAUCUGCAGUCUUGGACAAGUUGAGAGUGAGAGGCAGUGACUGCCAGCAGUGGGUGAUGGAGGCAGGUAGAGUUGGUGAUAGAUUCACACGGCUAGCAAAAGGCUCAAGAUUCCAGGAUGGGUCACGGGAGUCUACAGACAAAUUCCAUCUCGGAUGCCACAAUGAAAUUAAAGCAACACAUCGCAUUGAGCCAAUUACCCAAAGAUGGAAUUACAGGACAUCAUGAGAUAUCUAAAACUACACAAACUUUUAAAUUUUACCAGGCAAGGCUCACUGAGCUAUGUGGCUCUUUGUCAGUAGCGACCUGGCUAUUACAAAUGAGAGCACAAUGAAGCGGCUUGUGUGGAAAUUGAUUGCAGCCAAAAACUAAAAACGCGUGAUGUUGAUUAUAAAUGUAGAGGGGACAAUCGGAGGACCCAGAUACAAAUUCACGCUAUCAAGGGGAGACAGAUAGAGAGACACAAACUCUAAAUAUAAAGCAGUCAUAAGGCGAGAGUGAUAACUUCUCCUAGAGACUGUGGCAUGCAACCCAUUGCUCUGUCUUACCAUAGACAUAAACUUGUGCGCUAAGCUUUGGAAGGAUAACUUUAUCUCUCGAUGCUCAUUUCACGAAUCAGCCAUCACAGCUGAACCUCUACGACUUAUAUUAGCAACUAAUUUUUUUUUUUAAGUUCCUCUGAUACAUUUUGUUCAUGUAGCGGUGUGUACAGUAUCCGUGUUUAGGCUGCUGUUUGCGCACCUCGGGGCGCGGGUUCACAUUCCAGGCAGUGUCUCGUGAUGUCAGUGACGACAAUUAAAAUAUUGUAAGCAUUUUACUUCCUUCACCGUCGCUAUAAGAGAGAGGUCCUGGUCCAGCGUCUCUCUGAGCCACACAGCGAGCGAUCACAGCGAAGCCAAUGGGUCAUGGCGAGCGCGACUCCAAGUGAGAGUGCGGAUAGUGAGCUGCGCUGCCCCAUCUGCCUGGACACGUUCGACUGCCCCUCUACACUGAGCUGCGGACACUCGUUCUGCAUCCGGUGCCUGGAGGCCACCUGGGAGACGGCGAGCAGCUUCAGCUGCCCGCAGUGCCGAGCGACCUUCCCUGUGCGACCUCAGCUGAUGAAGAACGUGGCCCUCGGGAAACUGGUGGAGCAGCUCAGAGUUGGAGACGGGAUGGCCGUAGCCGUCGUCAUGUGUGACAUCUGCAGUGAUGGCCACACUCCUGCAGUGCAGACCUGCCUAAGAUGUGAGAUGUCCUACUGUGCGAUGCACGCGAGGCCUCAUGUAGAGAAUCCCAGGCUGAGAGACCACGUCUUGGUGUCUCCCACUGCGAACCUGGAGGAGCGACGGUGCCGGGAGCACAGACAGGAGCUCAUUCUUUACUGUGUGCAGGACGAGAGCCCGGUCUGCCCAGUCUGCCCCGUGGCAGGAGACCACUCCAGGCACAGGGUCAUCACGGUGGAAAAAGCACAACAGACAAGACAGGUGAAGUGUCAUGUUCUGUUGUAAUCCACAUUGUUACAGGAGGUUGAGAGAUUCACAUCAGCAGGUCAUUACCCCUCACCUCGAGCAGGUGAGCUCCUGUUGAGACCAAACGCCCCUUUACAGGGAGACCCAGGUAGAGGUAGCAGGGAGGCUCAGAUGUCGGAAUGC